Cyphellophora attinorum is the source of this 900-nucleotide messenger RNA. RefSeq lists its product as uncharacterized. Bases 1 to 900 code for a protein of 299 amino acids. NCBI's taxonomy places the organism in Eukaryota, Fungi, Ascomycota, Eurotiomycetes, Chaetothyriales, Cyphellophoraceae. The record is from RefSeq and is a predicted model, not a curated record. The transcript has a single exon.
AUGCGCAUCAGAGGCUGGUCCAGCGAUACUUUGAUCUUCUCGCUACUCACCAGCCUCGGUGAUGUCGCCCACCAUUAUGAUUGGCAGGGAUAUACGUGGCCAAGGGAGGGAAAGCUUUACGAUCAGCUUAUAGACGCGCUUGAACGCUACACCCUGCCAAGCGAGCCUGGAGAAGCCGGAAGGAGCGCAAUUGUGGACUACGUCCGCAACAUAGGGUCAUAUUCGUCAACCAAUUCACUGCCGAGGAAUCCAUUUGAACACCACGCCCCUGCUAUCUUACCGAGCAAUGACAACGCUGACCCUUCGGGGAGAUACUCAACUCCCUCGAAUAUCCGACCCAUGCGCAUGGCCCCUAACAUUUCAAUGCCCAAUCGCCGAGCUGCACCAGCGGCCUCAUCGGAGGUCCAGAGUACGCAGCUGCCGCAGCAGCAUCUUUUCACAGAUGUCGUGCGAGCCACUCGUGAUGAACUUCAUCCGAAGAGAAUGAGGAGCAGAUCUGAAGCCGACCGCGCACGUUCUCAACUACACUCGCACCAGACACUGCCCCCUGUGCCGACCAUGCCUUUUCAGUACUUGCAGCAACAAAGAGCUCCCCACCCACAGCCCGGCAUGCCAUCUGAUGAUCCGUUCCACGCCGGGUACUCGAUGGCCACUGCCGGUUUGAGCUCAGAACACGCACAACACCCGUCUCACGAUUCCCAUGACCCAACCCUUGAACAACAUGAUACCCAUCAGCACGGACAAACACUGCACAGCGAAUUGUCGGUGAAUCCCCAUCUCCAAGAUUAUCCCAGCAAUUUUGUCGAUCUCGACUCGAGCCCAGAUGCGUCACCAAUGCAAGAGGACACCAACGACUUCGACAAAGAAUUCAUGGCAUAUGAGAAUGCCAACCGUACCUAA